GCAUUUCCUAGCAGAGGCCAUGCACAUUCUGACUGUUUUCGCUAUUUCUUGCUACAUGGCCACGUUCGCCCUCAGCGCACCUCUGCCGGAAAGAAGCGCACUUGUUGAAGGUCCGGAAUUUCAAAAGAUUGUACAGAACUGCAAGCAGUUGACAGAGAAGAUCCUUCUCUCGAUCCCCGAAACACACAAAUCCUGCAUUAAGACGGAGACUCUGCAGCUGAACUCCACAGAUAAUGCGCAGUUUGAGAUCAUGAGGUCCAGGCUUGGCAUCCCCUCUGCUCCUCAUAUCAAAGCCCUGUCAGAAAACGUCACUUUGGAGGACGGUUUGAGACAGCUCUAUGAGGGUCUGCAGACGUACCGGGCCUUGCUGAGCUCCCUCAAAAACUACCCCAGGCUGGCAAACAAAGAUAGAGUCACCGAGCUAAUGGCUGAUGUACGAGACCUCGCCAUUCAGAUCAAAGAGAUGUUAAAAAUUGUCCAUCCACAAGGUUCACCACACCCCACCAAACCCUCCGCGCCCUUAAAUCUACCAGCAGAUUAUGAAUUUCAGGUGGCAGCACACCUGACUCUGGUGGACCUCCAGUCUUACAUUCAGGACCUGGUCCGCUUCCUCAGGACUCUGGACCGCAGCACAGAGGUGGAGACAGAGUCCUGACCAAAAAGUGUCACACUUUGCUUUUGGCUCAUGUCCAAAAUGUACGUUAUGGUAUUUAUUGAUCUGUGAAAGCAUUAUUUAUUUUUGUAUUUGCAUUUCAUAUUUAUAUAUUUAUUAACAGAACUGGACUGGACUAUUUAUUUUCACAGGUUAAAACUAAGGAAAUGUUAACACAAUUGACUAAUGCUCUGUAAAGCAGUACAUUAAGGUAUUUGACAGUUGAUUUAAGGUGUUGGUGGCACGUUAAUCGAUACCAACAGCAGAACAUGAGUAAAAUUGUAUAUUUUUGUAUUAUUUUUAUUUAAAUUAUAAUAAUAAUGUCUGUAUUUUCUUAUUUU
Messenger RNA from Maylandia zebra (zebra mbuna), 993 nucleotides. It is a transcript of the gene csf3a, whose product is annotated as colony stimulating factor 3 (granulocyte) a. Gene Ontology annotation, biological process: positive regulation of myeloid cell differentiation. Gene Ontology annotation, molecular function: cytokine activity. The record is from RefSeq and is a predicted model, not a curated record. Lineage: Eukaryota; Metazoa; Chordata; Actinopteri; Cichliformes; Cichlidae.